CUUAUAUACAAUCACAAUUUCUCACCUACGAAAUACUUCAUUUGGAACAAUAAAGACAUACGUUACUAAAGGAAAUCUCUUUUCAUCAACAAUUGGUUCAAGAAUGAUAUCAUUUUUGUGAGUCAGCUUUUCAAUAAGGAAGGGUUUUCUGCCUAAACAUGAUGGAUGUUACCCGGUUUCUCCGAAGCCAAAAGGUCAAGCUGAUAGAAAUUCUCAGCGCGGAUGCUGACUUUGUUGUGCAGCACGCAGACUCUCGUUCUCUGCUGUCUCCCGCCGGAUACGAGCAGGUGCAAUCAUGCAGAGUUUCAAGUGAGAAAGUGGUGCAGCUCCUUGAUCACGUCAUCAAGAGAGGGCCUGUGUCAGCACGGGGUCUGCUGGAGUUACUGAAGGAGCCACCGCUGCAAGAAACUUUCCCGAUGCUGGACUGUUUGAAGAAUCAGCAAGUUGACUCAUUGGCGUGCGAUACCCAGAGAAAAAGAAAGUUAGUUCCUGAUGUUAAACAUGAGACUAUUACACACAUUAAAAUGUGCAAGAACGAAGAUUCUCCCAUCGUGUCGGAAAGGCAGCUGAUGAUCGUCGCAUGCGGCAUGGGACUAUCUUGGAGAGAAAUCGGCAGGCUGGCUUUGGAAAUCCCCACGGUGAAGCUGGAGCAGAUCGAAGAGGACCAUUCCAUCCUUAAGGAGCGCGCGUUUGCAAUGCUCAACUAUUGGAGGAUAUGCCAGAGGAAAAAGGCCACUGCCGCUUACCUGCACUCACUGCUUAGUCAAAACGACUGGGCACUGCCUCCUGAGAGAAUUGACUUUCUGUUAGAGACCAACUGAGGCAUUUUUAAACAUUCCUUUUCAUAGGAAACUUUGGGUAUGAUGCCUCCCUACUUUUCACAUUCAACAAUUAUGGUGAUAUCUUCUACGAGCUUCAACAUAAAUCCAAUAACGGGCAGUGAAUUUUCAUUUUAAACUUUUCAACCCUAUUUCCAAGUCUGCCUUUUGGAAGAUAUAAUGCUCAGUUUUUAAUCAUAAGAAAUUGUCUUGAUAAUAAUCAAUAUUAUUAUAUAUAUACAUACUAAUGUGUGUGAAUGAUGUCUGUGUUGACCCUGCGAUGAGGUGGCGACUUGUCUAGGGCACAGCCUGCCUUCCGCCCAAGUGCAGCUGGGAUAGGCUUCAGCACCCCCUGCGAUUCCGAGAGGAACAAGCGGUAGAAAAUGGAUGGUGUUUCUAAAUAUUUAUUUUACAAUAUUAUUUGUAUAACUGUCAAGGAUGUACUCCAAGAAAAAGCACAUUUUGUUUAUUUGAAAUCUUGACAAAUAAAAUAAAAACAUGUCUAUACAUUAGGUGUAAUAAACCCACUGAAAAAAGCGAGCAGUUGAUACCUCAUUAAAUUAGAUUAAACUAAUUGAAAACAGCGAACAUAUACAGUCGGGAUCAAAAGUUUACAUGC
Nerophis lumbriciformis (worm pipefish) is the source of this 1437-nucleotide messenger RNA. RefSeq lists its product as uncharacterized. Gene Ontology annotation, biological process: signal transduction; regulation of apoptotic process. Lineage: Eukaryota; Metazoa; Chordata; Actinopteri; Syngnathiformes; Syngnathidae. The record is from RefSeq and is a predicted model, not a curated record. Gene Ontology annotation, molecular function: protein binding.